This is a messenger RNA of Phymastichus coffea, 1388 nucleotides long. RefSeq names its product venom acid phosphatase Acph-1-like. NCBI's taxonomy places the organism in Eukaryota, Metazoa, Arthropoda, Insecta, Hymenoptera, Eulophidae. Gene Ontology annotation, molecular function: phosphatase activity. The transcript has 6 exons. Gene Ontology annotation, biological process: dephosphorylation. The record is from RefSeq and is a predicted model, not a curated record. Bases 383 to 1348 code for a protein of 321 amino acids.
UUCGAUUAGAUUAGUUUUAAAUUGCUGACAAACUAAAAUUAUGAAACGAACGAAUAACAAGUGCUUCGCCAACAGAUCGCAAUUGCUUGUGGCAGUAAUUCGAUUGAUUUAGUGUCUUGUAUAACGUUUACGUCGAACUCAAAUAUGAUUUUACGAAAUCAAAUAGGGACGAAUUUUUCGUGGCUAAUUUUAUUUUACAGUGUUUCCGUCUUUGGAAUUGAAGAUAAUACAAAAUUAAAACUAGAAAUGAUCCAAGUGAUAUUAUGUUUAGUUAUUCCGUCAUGGUGCUCGGACGCCUGUAGCUUGUGAAGCAAAAUUGGUAUCUAAUGGCAAUAAUUCACUGUACGAUCCUUGGGGAAUUGCUCAAUUAACAAACAACGGCAUGAUGCAAGAGUACAACAUUGGUAAAAUGCUUCGAGACAGAUACAAAAGCUUUUUGCCAGACUUGUACAGACAAAAAGAUGUGUACGCAUAUGCAUCUGACACUUCAAGAACCCAAGCAUCGCUUCUUUUAGUUUUGGCUGCACUUUAUCCACCAACAAAUCAAUUGAAAUGGAAUAACAAAUUGGAUUGGCUUCCUAUUCCGAUACAUUCCAAUCCUAGGCGUCUAGAUAUUCUGAUAAAAUCUCGAAUUUGUCCUACUUUUGGACAAGCACUGCAUCAAUUGUUGAGCACUAAGGAGAUGUUGAGUUUGCUCGAAAAGCACCGCCCAGUCAUUGAAAAAAUGAGGGAAGUUUAUUGGAAAUCAUUCAACCUGCGCGAUAUCUUUUGUGCUUACAAUGCAAUAAAAGUACACAAAGAAAUGAAUUUACCAAUGCCAAGUUGGUAUACGGACGAGUUAUAUUCUGAUUUGAACGAAGCGAAAGAGUUUUAUCUGAAUGCUUUGUCUUACACUGAUAUUUUGAAAAAAUUAAACGGUGGGCCUAUAGUCAGAAGGUUUUUGAAAAAUAUGAACGACACGCAUUGGAAAACCAAUAAAAGGAAAAUCUAUCUGUACAGUGCUCACGAUAAAACUCUUCAUGCUUUUCUGAAAGUACAUGAUGUAUUGGAUGUGAAACAGCCCAAAUAUGGAGCUACAAUAAUUUUAGAAAAAUAUCGCGGGGAACAGAAUCAAAGUUACGUUAGAUUCUUGUAUUGGCCUUGCGGAUCACAAGAAAUCGAAACCAUUACAUUAAAAACCUGCACGGAAAUGUGUCCUUUUAAAAAUUAUGUAGAAAUCAUAAAACCACAUUUGCCAUCCGAUGAUGAUAUGCUUUGUUUGUAUAAAAAUAUUCAACCAGAGAUAAUGGAAGGAAUAAUUAAUCCAGAUACAACAAUCGCUGGAGUAAAUAAGAACUAUGUGGUUUAAACGAAUAAACGAUAUAAGAUUUUAAAAAAAUUUUUUACUU